This is a messenger RNA of Vespula pensylvanica (western yellowjacket), 1943 nucleotides long. RefSeq names its product transmembrane protein 135-like. The coding region runs from base 429 to 1826 and encodes 465 amino acids. The transcript is spliced from 9 exons. Lineage: Eukaryota; Metazoa; Arthropoda; Insecta; Hymenoptera; Vespidae. The record is from RefSeq and is a predicted model, not a curated record.
UAUUGUGCUUUUAUAAACCGCGCGUUUCAAGAAUUAUUUAAGUUAGUUCUCGACUAAAUUGCACCUAUUAGUGAAAAACCGUUCUGCGUUGAAAUUUUACGUUUUGCAAAAGUGAUAAUGAACAAGAUCGUUCCACAGAAAUAUUUUUAAUUUACUGUUGUCUUUCAUAAUAUACAUUAAAAAAAAAAGAAUUUUGAAAAGACCUAUAUAACGUUUUCUAUGUUGAACUUAUAAAUCUUGUGGUUUAUACAAAAUCAUAGUGUACCUAUAACGAAAUUCUCUACUCCACUUGAACAAACUAUAGCUAAAUAGAGAAGGAAACAGAAAAAUCGAUCGUCUAUUAAAACAAAUUACAAUUGAAUGCUUGAAAUCGAUAGACUAACAAACAAAAUUAAAUAGUAGAAGAGGACAAGAAAAGAAGACCAAAAAUGCCUGCCAAUCUCAGUAAAUUCAUUAAAACGUCCUGCAAGGAGUACACACAUUGGUGGACAAAUUCGUGUAUUUCCGCAUCAAUGGGCCUUGGCUUAGACUGUUUACAAGAAUCUCUGAAAAUUUAUUCGACAGUUUAUAUUGUUACUUUAUUGAUGAAACGAAAAAAACCAACGAAAGAUGUCAUCUUACAGACGAUAUUAGGAAUUCUUCAAUCUUCAGCAUUUCUUUCUUGUAGUGCAUGUAAUUAUUCCCUGAAUAUUUGUGUUUUAAGGAGGAUCCUGGGAUGUAUGAAUAUUAUUACAGUAUCUUUUUUACCUUCAUUUCUAUCUAGUAUAGCUGCUAUUUUAAUAGAAAAACCUUCUAGACGUACUUUAUUGUGUCUCUAUGUGUCAAAUGUUGCAACAGAAACCUUAUUUAAUAUGGGCGUUUGGAGAGGAUAUUAUCGAAGUAUUCCAUAUGGACAAGUAUAUAUUUUUGCUCUAAGCAUAGCUGUGUUACUUUAUUUUUAUCGAUCUAGACAUGCCAGGCAAGAUUCUAUAUACAAACUUAUUAGGUUUAUAAUUGGUCCAUAUGAACAGACUGAAAAUUUUGGCAAAAGAAAUGAAAAUUUUCAAACGAUUUCUUCCACUCAACCUUUAGAAUCAAGAACCUCUAACCUUUUAGAAGGAAAAUCUAAACGUCAUAACUUUAGUAUUAUUUGGAAAUCUUUUGAAACUUACAAACAGAUCAUAAAUAAUUUAAAAAAUAGAACUAGACAUUCGUCUUGUCCACAUCCUCAUAGUUGUGUUUAUUAUGUAUUAACGAGUGGAGCACAAUUAUUCAGUUAUGGAUAUGGUAUGCAAGCAGCUAUACAGUUGAUUUUUCAGAAUAGACGAAUUUUUACACAGUCAAAGAAUAUAAAAAAAAUAUUAUUUAAGAAAGAAUAUUUGAAGUUGGCUGUAUUUUUAGGAGGAUUUACUACACUUUAUAAGUUUGCAUCAUGUUCACUACGAAGAAUAUAUAAUAAAGAUUCUCCAAAAUUUGCUAUACCUGCUGGUUUGAUUGCUAGUACAGCAUUUAUUGCAUUUCCAAAUAAUACCUUAGCUUUAUACCUUAUGUGGAAAGUGCUACACUUAAUCUGGAUUGAUGGAAUAGAAAAAGAAAUACUUCCUGAUGUUAAAUGGUUCGUUAUUUUUCUAUAUAGCUUUUCUACAGCAGUACUUUUCCAUGCAGCUAUUCUAGAACCACAAAAUUUAAGAUCCUCCUACUGGAAAUUUUUAUAUAAUGUAUCUGGUGGAAGAAUAGCAUCAAUAUCACGUCUUCCUUUAGAACCCUUUGGUCUUAAUACUUACAAAUCACUGCAAGAGGUACUUGUACGAACUAAUACUACUGAUAAACAUAUAUAUUCAUUUUAAUUAGUUCGAUAAAAUUAAAAACAAAUAUUUAUUCUAUUUUUGUAUAUUAUAAUAUUAAAACAAUUGUUUAAAACCAAAGAGUAUAAAAUGUAUUGAUGAUACAAACAUGGUCUGGUA